Phaeoacremonium minimum UCRPA7 is the source of this 1350-nucleotide messenger RNA. RefSeq lists its product as hypothetical. The coding region runs from base 1 to 1350 and encodes 449 amino acids. Lineage: Eukaryota; Fungi; Ascomycota; Sordariomycetes; Togniniales; Togniniaceae. The record is from RefSeq and is a predicted model, not a curated record. The transcript has a single exon.
AUGUCUAGCAUGCUUCGUAAAAAGGAGGUGUUUACCAUCAUCACGCCCAUUCCGGGCUUCAUCCCACGGCAGCUGGCCAUCGACAUCCUCCACAGCCAUUCCGAGGUCAUAACCCUCAACCCGCUGGUCCUGGAGCACAAGCCCAUCAAAGCUCCGCGCGAUGCCGCCUCCGACGAGUUCUACUCGACCUGGUACGAGAUCACCGAGCGCAUCCAGUACAUUCCCGGCCUCGGCAAGAUGGGCUCCGGCAAGAUCUCGUUCAAUGGCUGCUUCCACGACAUGCCCUGGGGCCUUCAGACACACAUCUAUGCCCCGAUGAAUAUCGACCUGCGCAACAAGUACCGCAUCGCCGGCAACCAGCCCGGCGUCGAGGCUCCCGAGCAGCUAGAGAUGGGCCUCGGAGCGCUGGGAGCGCCGACCGAUGGCCUUUACCUGCGCGAGGACAUCGAGAUCAAGUGCAACGUCACCAUGGUCAGCUUCGUAAAGAGCCAGCUGAAGACCGCCAGCAAGGAGAUGGUGUCGCGCAUCAUCAAGAAAGCCGAGCUGCUCGACGCCGGCGUGCUGCAUGCCAUGAUCGAGGACGGCAAGCUCAAGACGAUCAAUCCCGCCGACCGCAGCAGUACGAGCACCAACAUGGCCUCGCCGCAAUUGACGCCCAACACCCAAGUUUACCAGAACCAGCCUUUGUCGCCGCGCAUGCCGUACCAGGUCCCGCGACCAGUAUCACAUCAAUACUUCAAUCCAUCCGGAACACCUCAGAACCCGCAUUACUCGGCGCCGUACGGUCAGCCUCCUCCACAGCAUCAACAGCAGCAGCAGCAACCGCAGCAUGCUGAGCUGCCCACCUCUCCACAUGGAGGGGUCGCCCCGCAGGGGAUGAACAUGCCCGUUGAGAUGCCCGGCGACUUCGUCUAUGCGCAGCCCUCCCCGCGCCUGCAGCCUCCCCAGCCCUCGCCGACAUUCAACCAGCACCUGUCCGACCGCGAUUCCGCCAUCUCCACACAGUCGCGCAAUUCGCCGGGGCCGAACGACUGGCGGUGGUCGCAGAGCCAGCAGGGCACACCCUCGCUCGGCGCCAACUCACGCCCAACAUCCAUCUCGUCGGACACGACCGGCGGUGGCUUCCACUCGCCGGGCCUGGAACACCAGGGCUUCGCAAGCGAGCUGCCGACGCACAGGGAGACGAAGGAGGAGCACCAGAAUGAGACGCUGAAGAAGCUGGACGGAAGCGCAAGGCAGCAUCUGCCCUCGCAGCAGAAGAGCUAUGCGUACAACCCCGCGGACUAUGCGAAGGUGGGCGGACAGAACACGUAUCCGCACAAUGCGCAGAGAUACCAGUACACGCAGUGA